Messenger RNA from Pyrenophora tritici-repentis Pt-1C-BFP, 652 nucleotides. RefSeq lists its product as uncharacterized. Gene Ontology annotation, cellular component: endoplasmic reticulum. The record is from RefSeq and is a predicted model, not a curated record. NCBI's taxonomy places the organism in Eukaryota, Fungi, Ascomycota, Dothideomycetes, Pleosporales, Pleosporaceae.
GGCCCUCUCCUUACUGCUAUUACUCGGAUAGACCAACACACACCACUCAAAGCACGUAGUCGCGCCCCAGUCCCAAUUGCACCACCCACUCUGCAAUACUCACUCCUACCCCAAGACACGGAACACAAGCUGUAAACUUGCACAAUGGCGCAAACACCACAGCAGCGACAGGCGAACAUGCGGUUUGCCAAGGCGCAGGAGAAGAAGAUGGGCAAGCCAGAGUCAACGGCGGUUCCAGUAAAGAAGAGGGAACCACAGAAGUCGCCUAUCAGCAAGGGCUGGAUCAUUGUCCUUUCCUUUAUACUGUGCGGUGGUCUACUCUUCGAGCUGCUCAAGCUCUUCUUCUAGGCAUCUCCCCCUACACGACUACUCGCCAGUCUACCACUUCGCCUCACAGACACACGAUCGGAACAAGGAGAGGACGCGAGUUUGAGAGAAGCAUACGGCUUAUUGGUACUUUUCUUUCCAUUGAGCACAUAGGGAUCACGGCGUUAUGCAGGCAGCAUAGGGAGCUGGGCUAGACGUUUUGCUAUCAAGUUGCCAACUUGGCUGCAUUUCGGGUUUCAUUUGUCGGGGACAUAUAUCGCAGCGCAGCUACACUACUCUACGGGUGCGUCUCCACCUUCGUCCAUGACUACCGUCCGCCUCUUCU